Colletotrichum acutatum is the source of this 1210-nucleotide messenger RNA. RefSeq lists its product as uncharacterized. Bases 356 to 1012 code for a protein of 218 amino acids. The record is from RefSeq and is a predicted model, not a curated record. NCBI's taxonomy places the organism in Eukaryota, Fungi, Ascomycota, Sordariomycetes, Glomerellales, Glomerellaceae. The transcript has a single exon.
UGUCGAGACUCGUUCUCGCGUAUAGAGCUGCUACGAAUUAUGUGGCUGCCGCACCUGUUUGGUAGGUUGAAACCACCGCCGCGGUGCUUGUGCGGUGAAAUACCUUUGCGAUACCGGCCAUCCCAGGUUGUAACAAUGAGCUUUUUGAGCUUCCCUCGGCGUAUUUGCUAUUCGUGUCAUUGUCUAAAUACUCAAGCGAGGAUCGAGGUAACAUUUACGGAAUGAUGUCUAUCCCCAGCGCUCCCAGCUUCCCUAUAGCAAACCGAUUGCUUAUGGUCUGAAGGUAAAUGUAUGGAUGCUGGCGAUGCCUUGAGAUUGCCGGCCUGUUAUCCGCCCCCAGACGUCAAGAUCGUUCAUGCACAUCAUCAGUCCCAACCUUUCUCCUCAGCCACACAGCGGGUGGCACAAAUGCCACCGUGCAAUAUCAUCAUACGCGCUGGACGUUCUAGAACACGACGUGUCCUGCGACAAUCUGUGCCACAAUACCAAACACCUCCAUCACAGACUUUGGCCUCCGUCUGUAGGAUCACAUGUCAAGUUGGUUUCCACUGAAGUCAAAGUGCGACGUAGUAUAGUGAGAUUAGCGGUGGACAAAGCUUGCUGGACCCCUUCCAAAGCGUGUAUUGGAUCUCUCAGGCCCAGCAAGAGCCCCGAUGUGGAUGCUAUUCUGUGUGUCAAGAAGUGUUUCCGGAACGGCCUUGUAGCUCCGCAAGUCAAUGAGGAUCAAUUUCGAGCCUGGUGCUGGGCAUCAAAGCAUGUCUUGCAUGCUCCGAUCAUGGAGGCUGGGAAGCCACAUUGCCUUCCGCUCCAUUUUCGUCGGACCCUAAGGUGUCUGAGGACUAACGCAACGGGUCGGCCGCUGCGGCUUAACAUUCGAACAUCCGCAGGACCACAGCUGUGCAGACGGGGCAAGCCGCAACAGGAGUCGGGAGUCGGAAUGGAGAAUCGACUUGAUCUCAGCGUUUCAAACCCAUUGCAUGGAUAUCUUAUUGCUACUACUGAGGUGUCCUAAUAUUCGCAGACCCUCGGCAGCUCUAGGACCGUAUGGUCCACAGUUGAUGCGAGUUGAACCGAGUUGAGGAUAGAGCUGCGUAGUCGGAUGCAUAUGCCCCUGCGCGCGGCUGCCGCUGUCGUCGUAGGAGAUCGGUCUAUUGGGGGCGAGACUGCAUAGUGCACCCUGCAUAGAACCGAGAGCCCUGAAUGGCUCGGC